Molecule: messenger RNA, 2084 nt
Organism: Calidris pugnax (ruff)
Lineage: Eukaryota; Metazoa; Chordata; Aves; Charadriiformes; Scolopacidae
Gene: CLBA1
Product: chromosome unknown open reading frame, human C14orf79
Exons: 6
Coding region: 434-1456 (340 amino acids)
Biological process (GO): intracellular transport
Cellular component (GO): trans-Golgi network membrane; AP-1 adaptor complex
Molecular function (GO): clathrin binding
Source: RefSeq, a predicted model, not a curated record
UGUCCAGCUCCUACCCCCCCACCUCCCCUAAAACUGCUCGUCGGUCGGAAUAAUGCUUGAGGAGAUGUAAUUAGUCUAAAAUGAUGAGUGCGGUAUGGCCUGUGUAACUUAGGGAUGCCAAACUGAAUUUAUUAAAUCUGCCUUAAUUGCUCAAAUAGUUGGAUUCGCGAUUUUUUUCACAGGAUUAAACAGCCCGUUCCCAUAUUGCUGCUGGUAUCCUACACAGAAAGUGUGACUAAAUAACGUGCACGUGCUGAUUACUGGAGGAGAGGCUGAAGGACAUCCCGUUUUGAUUUAGCAGGGGUGUUAUUCUUUGGGGUGAAAUGAAGAAUUUGAUUCUUUUUUGGAAAUGCUCAGCUCUCUAAUGCAACUGAACUUCAGUAGCCUUUUUUUUUUUGUGGUACAGAUUUAAACAAAUGAUUUUUUCUUAAAAAUGCAGAACCUGUCACUCGUAGAAAGUUGUACUAAUACAGACCCACCACACCAGAUGUCUUCAGAAGACCUAGCCGUUGAAGCUGGUGGUGUGUCUCUCAGUGAAAGCCACUGUAACUUGAACGAAACAACAAAUAACGAAGGAAUUAUUAAUCUUGAACUAAUGCAGCAAAGCAUCCCUGUAGUGAAUAGCAAAGGGAAAAGUUGUGGGGGGUUUUCUGAGGGUGGUUAUAGUAGCUCAGAACCCAGCAGUUCCUGGGGUGAUUUUGAAGGCUUCAGGGAGCCCUUAGACAAGUCAGAGAGAUUUGGUCAUAAUCUUGAAGUUUUGGUGAAGCCAACAAAGACUUCGAGAGUCGAUACGGACUUAAGCAGAGGAUAUUGCAGUGCUUCUGCUGGUCACCUCUCUUCUGAGCCAUCUCUGCCCAGUGGGACACAGGAGGCUUGUUGUAGCUCUCUAAAUGAGGCAAACCACAGCUAUGAGGAUAUAUUUAAGCUGGGCUUUCCAGAAGUCUUUGUGUCACAGUCCAGAGAGAGCAUAAGAAGCUUGGAUCAAGUACUUGAUACAAAUAAUGAAGACAUUGGGAUUUCUGAACUUACAAAGAAUCAACUUUGCAUUGAUUCUGGAAACAUAUGGAGAACGCUUAGAGACUUUGAUAAUACCCCCAGCUUAAGACAUCCCUGGAGUAAAUCACAUUGCCAAGAAAACCUCAUGAGUGUUCUUGGAAUAGAUGCAAAUCAAAAGGACUUUUCAGAGAGCCAGGAUGACAUUUUUGAGGAAUCAAAUGUUAAAGAUAAUGAGGACUUCAGAUUUGAUGGAUUUAGUAUUAAUGAUUGCAAAGCACUGAUCCAGACCAAGCUUUCUGCAUCGCCGGAUUCCAGACCUGGUCAUCUUUUCACCUGUAACCUCCUUUUAAAAACCACAUCGUCAAAUGGAAAUAUGCAAUAUAUAACAAUCCCAAGGAAGAAGCACAUUUUCACUACCCACAAUUUAAAAAUGAAAUUUUUCAGUAGCGAUGUUUUUUGAACCAAAUGCACUUUUAAAUCUUUUUUUCUUUUUUUUUUAACUGAAUGCAGUUGACCUUCAUUUUGUUACUGGCUUGGUACUAUAGACUACAUACGUUCUUUAGGAAGGAGAAAUAUUACUGUAUAUGAAGUACUUAAAGCCACAUUAUUAGGAGGUAUUUACCGGAUUUAAUUGUGAAGUCAAAGGUAUAAUUUUGUCCUGCUAAAUUUUGCUGCAGAGUCAUGUCUCUCACAGUAAAUCCAGCUGCAAUCACACCAUAAAGAUACUCUGGUAGAGUACUCUCCUGAACUACUGGCCUUUCAGGCCUUAAUGCCUCUUGGAUCACAAACCUUGUUUUCCUGCCAAAAUCUAAACACGCCUCAGGUGUGUUGUAAAGUGUGCCUUGUCACAACCUCUCCUCCUGUUCGGUCCGGUUUAGAUCAGUUGACAUCUGUUACUUUGCCACCACUGAACAGAAUGAGAGGAGCCUUCUACAUCUGGUGGCUUUCACCAGGCUUUAGGAAAAUAAGACUGGUUUAGCUCCUGUCUGAUAAAGCCUCCUGUGGAACGAUGGGUAGAGUCAGUGACAGGUUCUGUUCUGGCGUUGGUUUCUAAUUAAAAUAAAUCACCUUUUUGAAGCUGACUGUAA